Molecule: messenger RNA, 664 nt
Organism: Gamsiella multidivaricata
Lineage: Eukaryota; Fungi; Mortierellomycota; Mortierellomycetes; Mortierellales; Mortierellaceae
Exons: 1
Coding region: 213-485 (90 amino acids)
Source: RefSeq, a predicted model, not a curated record
UGAAGGAUGGUAAAAAAGAUGAGGGACAAGUCCCCGGGUUAUGUACUCUUUCAUCCCCAGUGUGAACGGCGAUUGCGAGUGAGUAGGCAAGCCAAGAGUGGGCUCCCAACCAUAGAGUACGUCUGUGAUUAUGAAUUGAUAUAUGCGGUUGGACUACCUCAUCUGGACAGGCUCCCAUCUAGUCCAGCGGACAAAAAUUUCGUAAAUGUGGCAUGCGCUUUAUAUUUUUGGAUGUAUCGUUGACUCGAUCUUGGUGCGACCUUCUCUUCUGUGUCUUAUGGCCAUACUCGGCUCGUGUUACCCAUAUUCGAUCACUUCCUUUCAUUUCUCACUUCGGAAAGCAUUUCGGCAUUACAGUCCUGGGACAGAAAAGAUCACUACUGGAUGUUGUUCAGAUACCAGAGUCUAAGCAUCAAAUGUUCACAUCGCCCGAGUUUCCUCCGCACCGUUCUUUCUGUAUGUCUAUCGAUCAACGCUGUCUCUAAUAAUUCAGUUUUGGUAGCACUGAACCUGCAUUAUUGACUAGGGGUUCCGAUGCCAUGGCGCUCAACACCUCCGUAACUCAAUAACCUUUCUAAAUUGCAAUUUCCACUCCAAAAAUCCAUUCAUUCCCGCAUGAGUCGCCACCCUAGUGCAACGGCGAUAAAUAAAAUAGAACUCUGAG